Messenger RNA from Hemibagrus wyckioides, 3845 nucleotides. RefSeq names its product PRKC, apoptosis, WT1, regulator (gene pawr). Bases 256 to 1227 code for a protein of 323 amino acids. Gene Ontology annotation, biological process: apoptotic process; positive regulation of apoptotic process. Gene Ontology annotation, cellular component: cytoplasm. The record is from RefSeq and is a predicted model, not a curated record. Lineage: Eukaryota; Metazoa; Chordata; Actinopteri; Siluriformes; Bagridae. The transcript has 7 exons.
AGUUCGGGUAUUCCCGGCGCUGGUCGGCGGCCGAGCUCGUGGGAGAGGCUUCGGAGUUUAACCGAGAACGACUUCAUUCCGCCGGAUCGCUUCACCUGGAAAGCGCGAGGAGUGUGGAGCGCGCGCAUACACACACACUCGAACACCACGCAGGUUUUCCCCGGUGAAGGAGGAAUGUGGUGCAUUUGAGUCUCUUAUUUUUUAUUUCAUCUAACUCGUCCUCGUCCGGAACGCAGAUUUAUAAAGGUUGUAAACAUGGCAUCUGGAGGAUUCAAGUCCAACGCAGGCACAGAUUUUCUAGAGGAAUGGAAGGCCAAGCGGGAGAAAAUGCGUGCGAAGAUGCUGGGGGACAUCGCGGCCAUCACCACCGCCAACUCCAUCACGACCAGCGGCAGCAGCGCGAAGGCCCCGGAAACCCGAUCCGUACCGGAUCUCAACAACUCCAAUGGAAAUCCGGAGCGGAGCGCCUCCGUGCCUCAUAAUGUGGCUCGAUCGGCUUCGUCUUCCGCCCUGACCAGGAGAGCGGACGAGGAACCGCACGCAUACAUUACCCCGACUCAGGCGUCCACACCGGUGGCACGAGUGUCCGACACUAAGAAAUCCACAGAGAAACUGCCGGAGCCUGGAAGUGCCUCACCGUGUCCGGACAGUGACCGCGAGAGUCCCAAAGGGAAGGAGAAGAAGAGUUCAGGUCCCAGCGCUCGCAAAGGGAAAGGUCAGAUAGAGAAGAGGAAGCUGCGUGAGAAGCGCCGGUCCACAGGAGUGGUCAGCAUCCCGUCCAAUGAGAGUUUGGAUGAACUGGAUGAUGAUGAUGGAGAUAAGGAGAGGAAGAAUGAAGAAGAGCUCACACAGCACAACACUGUGCAGAAUGAGUCCAUGACCUCUGACCCCGGAGCUGGACAAGCACAGGAUACAACCAGGUCAGGGAGUGGCCGCUACAAAAGUGAGGAGGAUGGAGGAGGAAACAGACAUCGACAGACUCAUGCUCGUCAUGGCAACAUAGGACUGGAAUGGAGGAUUGAGGAGCUGGAGAAGGAGCUGGCUCUGGAGAGGCAGGAGAACGCUCGGCUGUUGAAGUCUCAUCAGGAUAAAGACGAGCUGAUUGUUAAACUAAAGGAGGAAAUCGAUCUGUUAAACCGGGACCUGGACGAUAUCGAGGACGAGAACGAGCAGCUGAAGCAGGAGAAUAAAACUCUGCUGAAGGUCGUAGGUCAGCUGACCAGGUAGAGGCGUGAGGACAGGAAGUCUGUGAGGAAAAACCCCGUGAGGAUCGACGGAAAGAUCUAGAAAAGUCCUAUUUAAUGUAAAUGUGUGUGUACAUACGGAAAAUUACAGAGGAUGAAUGUAGGUUGCCAUGGUGAUACCUGUCUGUCAGCAUGUUUGUUUUUUGUUUAUUUCUUGUUAAUUUGUUUUAGCUACGUCCCAAACGCUAGCUCACGAUAAUUAACAUUCCUGCUAAAAACAUUAGCCAUCAGCAAUAACACAGCAAUAGCACACAUUUUCAGACGCUAGUAUUUUUGGAAUGCUAAAGCAUAGCUAGCUGCUAAUUACCUAGUGAAUAGCACACACUACACUAGCACAAAGUUGAUAAAAUGCUAGCCGCUAACAAACCGGCUACACAAACACAAAGUAAACAGAUUAAAAAUUGGAAACUUGUAUGCUAGCUGCUAAUCCACCUGUAAUGUAGUUAUUGAACAGGCUACACUACAGCAAAGCUAGCACUUCUCUGACAGUUAGCAUUUUCAAGCUCAGUGCACUUUUUUAUGUUAGCUGAUAAUUAGCCUUCUCUUAGCUAAUGAAUAGGCUACAAUAGCACAAACUACAUUCAUUUUUGCUAGCAUUCUUCUGUAAACACUAGUAUUUCAGAGUGCUAGCUCACAUGCUAGCUGCUAAGUAGCCUAUAACCUAGCUAGCACAAUGCUCCAAAGUUUUUCUAACACUAGCAUAUCUCAGUAUUGAUUUCUAUUUAACAUUAAUCUCAACAUGCUAGGUGUUAGCAUAUUAGCUGUUAAUUAGCCUACAGUUGCUCAACAUUUUCUAGAGAUUUCUCAAGAUGCUAGCAUUGUGGAGUGUUUAGCUGAAUGUGUGGUGAUUAGCACUAAUCCCUAUUUUAGCAAAUUGGCUAAACAGCAGCUAGCAUAUGAGUUGAAGUUAUGUUGUAUUUUUUGUGGGGUAUUUUUGUCAAACACUAGCGUUCUGGAUUCCUUAGCCAUAACGUGCUACAUAUUCUGUCCAACUGCUAGCUGCUGACUAGCCAGUUUGCUAGCUAUCUGAUAUUGUGCUGUUUGUACAUUCCGUUUUAUUCUUACAAACGCUAGCACUUUGGAACUUUAGCUGACUUUUGAUAUUCUUAGCCCAGACGUGUAUUAGCUAGCUGCUAAUCAGAUGAUAAAGUUUUGAUAUGUUCCUUUGAUCAUUAGCCAGUUAGCUAUUAAACACACUACACCAGUGCAGAUUAAUGCUAGCGACUGUUAAAUACAAGAAUGUGUAAAAUUCCCUUUUCUAGCGACUCAUUUGUAAAUAUUAGCGUUUCAUGUUUAGCUCUAAUCCUGUAUGCUAGCUAUGAAUUAACGAUUUAUUUGUCUGUUAGUUAAAUAUUUCUUUUCUGACUUGUAAAAACGUUAGGGUUUGCUAGCUGCUCACUAGCCAGUUAGCUAGCAAUUCUGAAUAUUGUAACAAUCCACUGAACAUUCUACAGUUUUUCUAGCAUUUUCUAGCAUGCUGGAGUCAUUAGCUGAGUGCUGAUUUUUUUUUCAGUGCUAGUCACACUCACUAGAUGUUAGUUAUUCUGUUAGCUAGUUACUGAAUUAGGUACAUUCUGUUUUCUAGCGUCUUUUCUAUAAAAUGUUAAUAUUUAUUGAUAAUUUAUCUUUAGCACUAAGCUAGUGUACUAGCUGCUAAUUAGUGAUAUUUUGCCUUUAUCUAACACUAGUGUGUUUGACAUCAAAUAUGCUAGCUGAUGUCUAGCCACUUAGCUAGCUAGUGAAGAGUGUAUUAAAUGAUAUGACGUUUGAUUUUGCUUCUAAGAAAUGCUAGCAAUUUGGAGGUGCUAGCUGAGGUGUUAGCUGUGGUUUUAGCUGAGGUGCUAGCUGUUGUGUUAGCUGAGGUGUUAGCUAAGCUGUUAGCUGGGUUGUUAGUUGAGUUGUUGAUUUAUUGUUAGCAUUCAUCACAUGUUAUCUGCUAGUUCUCCUGUUAGCUAGUUACUGAAUUGCGGCCGUGGAAGAAAAACUUCAAAUUUUGAUAGAUAAUAUUUUGAAUUCUUCACUUAUUUUUUUCAUUAAUUUAUAUUCAGUGCUAAUCCAAUAUGCUAGCUGCAUGUUAGCGGUUAGCAGAGGCAGUGAUUUUUCUGUGGAGAGCUAGCUUGUUGAGUUUGAGAGCGUCGCUACACUGCACUCAGCCUGCUAGCUUUAAAGGGGAGUUUUUUUUAGUGCUAAUAACUACAUUUCUGUCUAAAACUAGCGUUUGGGACCAGAAGUGAAUUACAGAGGAAGUGUUGUGUGUAGAAUUGCAGUUUAUUUCUAUAUCUCUGUUUGGUUUUUCGUUGUUUGUAAUAAACAGACUUUAUUACUCUGUGUAAAAUCACCUGAUGCUGAUUAUUUCCAUGUGGUGGAGUGUUUGUUCAGUGCUGUUACAGAUGUUUACCAGAUGUUUGAGAUGUGCGUGCUUAGCUGUAGCGCUCCUGCACUGCGUUUUUUACCCUGGAGCUCGGGUUCCGUUCCCACACAGCAGAACCCGGGUCUUCAGGACAGAUCUGUUCUCUCUCUCUCUCUCUCUCUCUCUCUCUCUCUCUAGCAUGAUGCAUGAUGUACAGAAGAUGAAGUCACUUAAUAAAGAUUCUGAUUAUC